AUGGGAUAUACACCAAGCUGUGUUAUUACAGAUCAAGACCCUGCAUUAAAGGUCGCAAUACCUAACAUUAUGCCGGAAACAAGGCACCGAUUCUGUAUGUGGCACAUAAUGGAAAAAGUGGGGGACAAGGUAGGGAAUGCACUAGCAAAAAACAUGGACUUCAGGAAGGCACUGAACAAUACAGUAUGGGAUGAAACUUUAAGUGCAACUGCAUUCGAAUUGAAAUGGGCAGAGGUAAUGCAGGAGUACAACCUUGUCCACCACCGGUGGUUCGAUCAAAUGUACAAAGCCCGUGCAUCAUGGAUACCUGCAUAUUUUCAAGACAUAUUCAUGGGCGGACUACUCAAAACAACAUCACGGUCAGAAUCAGAGAACAGUUAUUUUGGCAAAUUCACCAACCACCACAACAGCUUGGUAGAGUUCAUAAUGCAAUACAACCGUGCCAUCGGAGAACAAAGGUACAAGCAAAAACAGCUAAACGCAGAGGGCGAAAGUUCAUUCCCUGAAACUAAAACCCCAUUGGCCAUAGAACGCCAAGCCGCUGCAACGUACACCAAAAACAUAUUCUACGACUUUCAGGAAGAAAUAUGGGAAGGAAGCUUCACAUGCAAAAUCACCUGCAAGACAAAUGUCGACGGGGGUUCCAAGUACACUGUUCAUGACACUGGGGAACAAAUAUUUGAGGUAACGCACGAAGAAUCUACUAAAAGAACACAAUGCAAUUGUAACAAAUUCAACAGAGUAGGACUAUUAUGUAAGCAUGUGUUAGCCGUGUUCAAGAACGAAGGCGUGGAAGAAAUACCAGGAUGCUAUAUUGUUCCCCGUUGGACUAAGAAUGCGUGUGCACAGCCAAUGUACAAUGUAGUGUGGAAAGCAUCCAGUACCACACAGGGUGGGAAUGAAUUACGAACAAUUGCCAACCAACUAUGGAAUGAAUUCUACAACUGCAUGGGAUUGGCUAAUGGAUGCCCAAACGAAAUGGAUAUAAUGUUAUCAACAAUGCAAGAACUUAAAGGGAGGCUACAAAGCGCCAGACAACAAACCAAAGCAAGCACCACCCCACAAUCAGUGAUUGAAUCAAUACUAAACACCACUGCACCGGCCGAGAUCCAAAUCAAACCCCCAAGCGUUGCAAAGAAGAAAGGUAGUGGGAAAAGAUUAAAGAGCAACAAAGAGAAAGCAACCGAAAAACACAAGAAAAAGGUGAGGACAUGCGCUACUUGCGACCGGCCGGGCCACGACAGCAGGAAUUGCCCAGAAAGAAAACCCCUACCAGACGAGUAG
Messenger RNA from Ipomoea nil (Japanese morning glory), 1284 nucleotides. RefSeq names its product protein FAR1-RELATED SEQUENCE 5-like. Gene Ontology annotation, biological process: regulation of DNA-templated transcription. The record is from RefSeq and is a predicted model, not a curated record. The transcript has a single exon. Gene Ontology annotation, molecular function: zinc ion binding; nucleic acid binding. The coding region runs from base 1 to 1284 and encodes 427 amino acids. Lineage: Eukaryota; Viridiplantae; Streptophyta; Magnoliopsida; Solanales; Convolvulaceae.